Molecule: messenger RNA, 569 nt
Organism: Culex quinquefasciatus (southern house mosquito)
Lineage: Eukaryota; Metazoa; Arthropoda; Insecta; Diptera; Culicidae
Exons: 2
Coding region: 21-542 (173 amino acids)
Source: RefSeq, a predicted model, not a curated record
AAAAAACAAAAGUACCAACCAUGAACCCACUAACCAACUUCGAAAAACCGCUCUACUCGCGCCUCCCGGAACAUCCCGGCGUGUGGCACCCACACCGCUACCGUCCCCAACCCAUCCGUUCCGCAAUGGAGUCCGUCGAUCCGCACCUCCUCGACGGGUACGCCUUCACAAACCUCUACCUGGAAUCCCCCAGCGAACUCCCCGCCUUCAAGCACCCGGAAGCGGAACGCUACCAGGACUUUGUGACACGGAAAGGUUGGCCAACCGGAACGCUUGAACCGCUAAAGCGAGAUCUGUGCGAGCGGCGGAGCACGACCUACCGGCGGCACUACUGUCAGCUCGCGCCGGAGCUGGACUCGUUGCGCGUCCAGCGGAUGAAGAUUCGCGCCGGAAAGCAGACGGUUCAGCUGCCCGACGGGUGGAAGUGGGCGGAGACCAGUUCGGCGGCCACCCACCGAAGCUGGCAAGAUUUGAAGGCGCUAAUUGAAGCCGCACGCGAAACUAAAUUCAAUAGCCGUCAGAAACAAAGUGAAAUGUUCUAGACCCAGCGAAUCGGUACUUACUCCUGC